ACAAACAAUUUACGUCACUACGAACGUCACUCAUUCAUAAACAUAAGCAGGUGCGUGAGAGUAAACAUUCACUUUGACAGAUAAAAAAAACAUCUGCUUUCAGCUACAUUUUUAAAUACAUACAAGAACAGAGAAAGUUUUUUAUUGUGAUAUGGUAAAUAUUGUACAUUUGUUGGUGUUUAUACCAGCAAUAUGUUACGGCGGAACUCAAGUUUCAAAACCGUUCUCAUUUUUUGAAUUUGGAAAUCAUGACUUUCACAGCCUUCGACGUGUACUAAAGGCAGCGCACGAAAAUGCUCCGGACAUAAGCAAAGAAUACAGUUUAAAGAAAAAAUCUGUGAACGGGUUAGACCUUGCAGUUAUAGAAUUUUCCAAAACCCCAGGAAAACAUAUACCAGGGGUACCAGAGUUUAAGUAUGUUGGUAAUAUGCAUGGAAAUGAAGUGGUUGGGCGAGAAGUAUUACUUGCCUUGGUAUCAUUACUGAGUGAGAACAAAGACAAUGAUCCUAGAAUUAGUUGGCUAAUUGAACAUACUCGUAUUCAUAUCAUGCCUUCAAUGAACCCAGAUGGUUACGAGACAGCCAAUGGGUUGGAAAGAGAUGAGAAUGGAAAUAAAAAUUGGUUACAAGGUAGAGCUAAUGCCAAUAAUGUAGAUUUAAAUCGUAACUUCCCAAAGCUUAAUGCCAUCGCUUACGAAAAUGAGAGAACUGGAGGAAAGAACAAUCACAUGGAACCAUAUCAAGUAGCACUGGACACACCAGGGCUGCAACCUGAAACUAAGGCUGUGAUGAUCUGGUUACAUGAGAUUCCAUUUGUACUCUCAUCUAACUUACAUGGUGGUGAUUUAGUGGCUAACUAUCCAUAUGAUGCCACCAAAGACAAAUCUGCACAUCAUUAUACUAAAACUCCAGAUGAUGAAACUUUCAGGUUUUUAGCAGAAUCUUAUUCUCUGUAUCACACAGAAAUGGCCAAGAAGAAUCGUACACCAUGUGAUAUGUCAGGUGAUGAUUUGUUCCCAGAAGGAAUUACUAAUGGAGCUAACUGGUACUCAGUCCCUGGAGGAAUGCAAGAUUACAAUCUCCUUGAGACAAAUUGUUUUGAGAUCACAUUAGAGUUAGGCUGUGACAAGUUCCCAGAACCUGAGAAGGAGGAAGAAUACUGGCAUCAAAACAAAGAGGCACUUAUCAACUACAUGCUUCAGGUGCAUGAUGGAGUGAAAGGUAUUGUUACAGAUGCAGAGACUGGUGAACCAAUCAGAAAUGCCUCAGUGAAGGUGUACAAAGUGGCCAGUGGAGGGGAUGAUUUCAAGUACAUCAAUCAUGAUAUUACUACUAACAAGGAUGGUGACUACUACAGACUAUUGAUUGAUGGAAAGUAUAGACUGGAGGUAGUAAAGGAGGGUUAUCUCCCCAUGGAAGAAUUUGUUGAAGUUCAAAAUAAGCCAAUGACUGAAGCUGUAGUUAGGGACUUUCAACUGACACCAGAUAAUGGAAACAUGGAGCCAAAAAUCCAAGGUGGUGAUGCUGCAUUUGAUAACAGGGCUUACUAUGGAGAGUAUCCAGCUGAGGAGUAUGAUGUGGACAGGUUACGAGAGCUAAUACUCAGGUACUUCGGAAGACGAUACCAAUAAACCUGCAGAUGGAAAUCCAUACUGAAAAGAUAUACUCUUUGGGAUAAUGGUGUAUUCUAUUAGAUCUAAUAAGUUCAAAAAACUUUCUUGUUACAUUUUGAUUGUUCAAAAUGUCUGUUAUUUAACAGCAUAGAAAAUGGAAGAAACUUUUAAAAGAAAUAAUAAUAAUCAUGUAUGUUACUAUAAAAUAGGUAGUCAUGCACCAGGAAUAAUUUCUCAACUUUUUAAAUUGAUAUUAGAACAUCAAGAAUGAAUAAUUGAAUAUUUAAACAAACAGAGUUUAAUUUAAACAUUAAAAGUAUCUAAAGAAAGUAUUAGAUCGUUUACUGCUACCUUUAUAAUUU
Mytilus trossulus (common blue mussel) is the source of this 1974-nucleotide messenger RNA. Its product is annotated as carboxypeptidase D-like. Gene Ontology annotation, molecular function: metallocarboxypeptidase activity; zinc ion binding. The record is from RefSeq and is a predicted model, not a curated record. Gene Ontology annotation, biological process: peptide metabolic process; protein processing. Bases 152 to 1630 code for a protein of 492 amino acids. NCBI's taxonomy places the organism in Eukaryota, Metazoa, Mollusca, Bivalvia, Mytilida, Mytilidae. The transcript is spliced from 9 exons.